UAAAUAAGCCACAGUAGCGGAACCAAUCGAAUCAAUGGAUUUGCAUCCAUUCUUCUUUUCAGCAUACAGCUAUCCUACAUAGGUCUAUUUCAAUCCUUUUGUCAAGCUUGUUAUCUUUUAUUCAAUAGCUACUAUGGCUUCCUCUAGUUCAUAUCCUUCCGUACGACCCAUGAAAAAGCGCAAUAAAGUCUCGAGAAGAGAACUAGAGACACUUCGCGAUGACAACAGUAAACAAGGUAAUUAUUUAUGCAACAAGACAGCAUUAAUGAGACAGCAUCAGCUAAAAGAGACUUGCCUAAAUGUCCCAUUUGUGAAUACCGCAUUGAACCAGCUUACUGGGCAGAUCAUUACCAAUAUGAACUGGGUCGACUAGCAGAACCCACUUCAGAAGCUUACCUAAACCCAUCAAACCAAAAUAAAGGAAAGCGAGGUGCUGCUGUGGCAGCGAAAAGACAACUCGAAGGCAAAGGCAAAAAGAAAGCAAGUGUCUAUGAAGAAACAUUAGAGAGGAUACAAAAGAACAGAACACAAAGAGCAGAUCGAUUAAGGAAUAUGAAUCAAACAGGACCUGUGGAAGCAGAGACACAGCAUGAUUCUGAAGUUGCUUUACGGGUGAUGAUGGAAGAACAAGAGGGCUCAAGUGAAGUACAGACAUGCUUUAUUUGUAAUGAACGUCUCUUUGGUGAUUUAGAAGCCAUCAAUUUACAUAUCGACAAUUGUCUAAAUAACCCACAAACACCACCAGAACAAGAACCAGAACAACAAGAGCAAUCUGGUUGGGAAGAAUAUGAGUGGGCAGGACAACGACGAGUAAGAGCCACUGCCAUGAUGGAGGGUGGUUAUAGUGGAGCGGGAUUUGCGACUGCAAGUAAAGUAGAGACAGAAGAAGAUGAUGAAGAUUUAGAUGUAGAGGAAGAUGAUGCUCAAUUUGGUCAUAGUCAAUACACUGAACGAGAUAUUGUGGUCAGUGUAGAAGAUGAGGAUGCUUCUGCUUUACAUGAAAUGGUAUCAGGAGGAGCACCUCGCCAAGGAUUUGAAGAAACCGUAUCUGAAUGGGAGCAUACAACAAAAGACAAUGUUCAACCUACACAAUCGACCCUUUUGAUUGAUUCUCUAAAAGCACGUAUUCACCAAUUGGAAAGCACAAAGGCUUUUAAUUGCUUGAUUUGCUUGGAACCUUACAAGACACCAUUAACUUCAAUUGUAUGUUGGCAUGUUCAUUGUGAAAAAUGUUGGUUACAGACACUAGGCACGAAAAAACUAUGUCCACAGUGUCAAAAGAUCACAACACCAGCAGAUUUACGUCGUAUUUAUCUCUAGUUUUGUAAAUAAUAAAGUGUAAUUAAAAUAUAUCAAUUAGUGUAACACACACACACACAUACACAC
Messenger RNA from Gilbertella persicaria, 1386 nucleotides. RefSeq lists its product as uncharacterized. The record is from RefSeq and is a predicted model, not a curated record. Bases 247 to 1320 code for a protein of 357 amino acids. Gene Ontology annotation, molecular function: metal ion binding; ubiquitin protein ligase activity. Lineage: Eukaryota; Fungi; Mucoromycota; Mucoromycetes; Mucorales; Choanephoraceae. The transcript is spliced from 3 exons. Gene Ontology annotation, biological process: protein ubiquitination.